Molecule: messenger RNA, 1418 nt
Organism: Vitis riparia (riverbank grape)
Lineage: Eukaryota; Viridiplantae; Streptophyta; Magnoliopsida; Vitales; Vitaceae
Exons: 4
Coding region: 300-1076 (258 amino acids)
Source: RefSeq, a predicted model, not a curated record
GAAAUCGCAGAGGGGGAGUGGUCACGUGAGUGCAGUACUCUUUCUUUCUCUCUAGCGAAGAUGAAAGAGACUGCCGUAGCGCGUAUUCCCUCUCUUAUUUCUGGAGAGAGAAAAUCGUAACGUCAUUUUGAAAGCUGAGCGCUCUCUCUCGGUUCUCUCUCUUUAGCCUCCCUCCGUUCCCCAGAUGAACAUUUUGGUUUCAAACCCUUGAAAUUCCCUCUCUUCUCUCAUCUUCUUUUGUCUUCUCUCGAAGUUGGGUUUUGCUAGGGUUCCAAUCCUUUGUUUUAUGCUUUUUAAAAAUGGCGGAGUUUCCUCCAAAUUUGGAUGAUGGAGAACUAUGGCUUCCUUCUGAUAUUUUCCCAGAGGAAGUUCCUUCUAAAUUUGGGACCCAUCACUUGCCUUCUGAGUUCGCUUACAUGAGCGACAUCGCUCGGCAAUUUGCUGCAUUCACUUUGCUUCAGCCGCCCCAGACCCAUCCUAAACAUCCUCUUAACUUGGCACCAAGUUUGGAGCGGUUGAGACCGAUGAUUAGGUAUGGGCCGUAUGGCCGUCCCGGUUGUAGCACCACUGUUGCAGUAACUGGAAUUGGUGACAGCCCUUGUGUGUGUGACAGUCCUUGUGGGUGUGACUGCCGACUCCGGAGCUGCUGGGACGGUGGUAGGCCGUUGUACGAGUACCGCAAUGUGAAACCGCCUCAACCCCAGGUCGAUAGCUUUCUGCAAACAAGGACUUUGGCUUUGCAGAGGCACCAAAACCGCUUUCAGAACCGGUCUUUGCCGUUUCAGAGAAGCGGGUCUGGGUUGGGUGGUGGUGGUGGUGGUGGUGGUUUUGGUUUUGUGAGAAAAUAUGGAGGGACAGGUGUGUUUCUUCCCCGUAUUUCAUCCACAACCACCACUUCUCCAAACCCCACCGCCACUGAUGACUCUAGAAAGAAACAAGGCAUGAACAAUUGGCAUGGGAUGCAAGUCAGUUUACCGAGGAAACCAAUCAUGAAUGGCAUUGGUGGGGGAAAACAAGAGGAGUGCAUCCGCCAGCUUCCUCCUGAGCUUGCCUUGCCUCAAGACUGGACCUACUGAGUUCCUCUUCUUCCUUGUAAAGAGUUACUCUAGUGGCUGUGGAACAUAAGGAAAUAAGAGCUCUAAGCAGGACAGAAGUCAAAUAAUCAUUUGGGUUUUGUGUAGAACUAAUAGAAAUUACUAUUAAAGCUGAAGUGGGUAAUCCUUUCUUUUAGUAAGGCUAUAACUUUGUAGAAUAAAUAAUGGGUUUGAAGCUUUUUGUAGGAAUUUGCAUUGUUUCGUUAUUUACAUUACUGUCAGCCCUCGGAAAACAUUGUUUCUGCCCUAUUGUUUUCUUCUUUGUGCAGUAUUGAAUGCUUAUAGCUGGAAUAACACAGCACUGCUAAAAGGACUAUUGCUUCU